Juglans microcarpa x Juglans regia is the source of this 1638-nucleotide messenger RNA. RefSeq lists its product as uncharacterized. The transcript has 2 exons. NCBI's taxonomy places the organism in Eukaryota, Viridiplantae, Streptophyta, Magnoliopsida, Fagales, Juglandaceae. The record is from RefSeq and is a predicted model, not a curated record. Bases 340 to 1197 code for a protein of 285 amino acids.
AUAUUGGGUAGUUAGUUGUUUCUCAGGUUCCCUGAGGACUUGUUAUUGUGUUUGGACUCGUUAUAGAGAUGAUGUUUAAACUCGAGCUUGUUGCAUACAUCCCUCUUUAUUAAUCAAUAGUGUAUUCAAUGGAAAUUAUAAACUCCAUUGUUUUUUUUUUUUUUUUUUUGCUAGCAUUACCAUCUACGCUCUUGUCACAUAAGUCACCGUCAAUAGGAAUGGCCAACAUCUUUUUUGUUUAUAAAUUAUGCUUUUUUCAUCUCAUCAUAUUCAUUAGUUCAUAAUCCUUGUUGAAAUUCAUAUCUGAAUGUCUAUAUUUAUCCUUUGCAUUAAUUCUUCAUGCUUUCACAUACCAAAAUCAUCGUAAUAUCGUUGAUCAACUCUUUUUUAUUUUUUUACAUGGAUGAUCCGGACAAUCAUCACACUGAUCGGAAGUUAUGGGGCAAUGGGUUAGAGGAUACUCUUAUUGAGAUGAUGCAUGAGGAUGUUAUUAGUGGGAAAGUACGGGCGGGAAAGUUCAGCCGUGGAAAUCACGUGUUGUAUGCUCAACACCUUAGUACUUUGGGUUCAAAGCUAUUUAACGACGAACAAGUGAAGGAGAAAAUCAAGCGGUUGAAGAAGAAGCAGCGCAUGUUCACCAAUUUGAUGGGACAAACGGGUAUGAGAUGGGACCCUUACACCAAAACUGUGAUAGGCAGUGACGAGCAUUGGGCAAAUGCCAUCGGAGUGAAAAGUGACUGGAAGUAUUUCCGGAAUGCGAGUUGCCCAUUGUACGUCGAGCUAUGCAUGAUCUUUGGCUCAUCAGUCGCCACCGGCACACAAUCGAGAGUGCAUGAUUUUUCAAAUUCCAUUGACAUAUCCCGUCGCCCUAGUGAACAAAAGGGACAGGCCAACCCAUAUCAAGAAGACUUAUGCAGAUACCUCGAGGAGGUGAAGAACACGUCCGUCGCACGCCGCAAGUGCUACGAGGGCUGGGCUAAGGCUUCCACAUCAAAGCGGAGCAAAGGGUCUAUGGACAGCGAUGAUACCUUUCGUCCCUUUGCGCGUUGUGUCACUUUGCUGCAGAAGAUUGAGCCCAAGUUGCCGGUGGAUAAUUUUUUCCGUGCCUAUGACGUGCUACGUGAAUCAUCCGCUGAGCAGCGGGGCUUUUUACAUAUGGAUGGCGAGCAUCGGCGGCUGUGGGCCAUGCGUUGUUGACUUUUAUAAUUUCUGUCAGUUCUAUGUUUUUAUUUGAAAACACCCGUUUCUUGUUUUUCUGUUGUUCUCUAUUUUUACUUGUUUAUGUGAUUUAUAUUUGGACUGUUGGUUGUUUUUUUAUGACUGGUAUCUGAAAAUUCUGGGGUGUUUUACUUCUAUUCUGUUGGUCUUUUGAGGUACAGAGCUGAUCAAUGUGUAUUUCUUUGGUGUAUCCUUUAUUAAUGUGUAAAAUUAACAUUGAAUCUAUGUGUUUAGUCUGUUAUGCUAUUACUACCAGGUAUGUUUAUCUUUUCUGUUAUUCUGAGUGAGCUAGUAUAAUAAUUUGUAUCAUUGGAUGAUUUUUAACAUGAGUUUUCCAUUUUGUAGGUGCUGUUGUUGCUCUUCUUUAUGCACCAAAAGAUUUAUUUCUAAGCUGCCACACGUUAAAUGGUACAAUUAGGU